Cajanus cajan (pigeon pea) is the source of this 692-nucleotide messenger RNA. RefSeq names its product nucleolar protein. Lineage: Eukaryota; Viridiplantae; Streptophyta; Magnoliopsida; Fabales; Fabaceae. The record is from RefSeq and is a predicted model, not a curated record.
ACUAUUUCAGCAACUAUGGCUCGGCCACUUGCAAUGAUGCAUCCUCUACUAAGCUCUUCAUCACACAUUGGCCUUGUUGUUAUGACCCUUAUGCUGUGUGCCAUGGCAUUGCUUAUGUGUGCUUCUCAUUCAUCACGCAAAUGGCGUCACUGGAUCUCUUGCUAUGCCUUUCAAGAAGAGCCUGUCAUAGAAUUCAACAAUGAAGUUGUUAUGAGUACUUGUGGUGAGCCACAAGAAGAGGGUUCACUUUGGCAGAAGAACAUACUCAUGGGGGGGAAGUGUCAGCUCCCUGAUUUCUCUGGUGUCAUAAUAUAUGAUUCCAAUGGCAAUAUAGUCAAUCCUGCUAAAACUUCUCGUCCAUUACUAACAUGGAAAUAAGGAUCUGGGGAACCCCAAAAGCCUUUUUCAUUUGCAGAAGUAGUACUAUGCUAGAGUUCCAUUUGUACCACCCUAUUUCUUCAUGGUCUCUCGUUUAGUUCAGGUUUCAUCAGUGAGAACAGAUUGUUGCAUUAAAAUCCAAACAACUAGGUACAAAACCAAAGGCAUGCAUUGACUAUCAGAAAUGGUGUCUCUAUUGUAUCAAUAUAUGAAACUCUUGUAUUAAUCUUUAAUAGAUGUGUAUCAAAGUCUUAAUAGUUAACCAACAUGGAGUGAUUGUGAAUUUGUGAUAUGAUUAGCAGAUAAUUAUGUUC